CUUGAUGGAGUUCCGAGAAUCGAGCUAGACAAUGCUCCUAAGACGCAUACUAUGAUGUAGAGACUAGAGAGAGUAGAGAGAAUAUUUUGUGGUCUUGUUGGUGUGUCUUCUACUUCAAGAUCCCAACGUAUUUAUAGGCUAGAAAAACAAGUGAAAGGUCUUGCAAUCAAGACAAGACAUAAAGAAAAUGGGGUUGAAAGGCCAAAGGACUUAGCCACAUGAAAGACCAAAAGCCUCUCUCUUUUUCCCCACAUUUCCCAUGUUUUUCCUACAUCUUGGUGAUAUUUCAAUGCUUUGACUUCCCAGUUUCCCAAUACUAUACUGUAUUUUAAAUCAUUACCGACCAUAUUAAGAUGAGUAUGAUAUAGUACUACAUUUUAAUCACGAUUAAACUUGUCUGAAUCGGAGUAGUUGUUUAGAUAUUGAAAUUUAGAGUUAUUUACCAUGCAUUGACUGUAAUUGUACCUAACUUCCUAAUUCAAGAAAAGUGGACCAUCAAACUUGAUUAGGGCAUCCAAGCCCCCUAGCUCAAGUGGUUGAGGAGGGAGACAAGGAUACCGCGACAUCCUGGAGGUCACGUGUUCGACCCCUGGGAGGCCCAUCUUGGGGAUUAAUUUCCCCUGGGGCUUAUGGAUUCACUGGCCUGAACCCAGGCAUCGGUCCAGAGUGAUCGAGGGAGGCUGGUGGCCUGGACCCGUGCCAGGGGAAGGAAAAAGCUGGACCCCGUGCUAGGGGAAGGUAGGUGGACCCGUUGGUUCCCACCCUUGGCAACGAAGCGCAGCUAAAACUAUUUUUUAUAGAUUAAUUAAUGUAGCAAAAAUAUUAAAUUGCAAGAAAAACAUGAAGUUGAGUAAAAUUCUUGUAAUUGACAACUUUAAAAUCUGAAUAGGUUAAACGGUGAGGUUUCACAAUAUCACACAACAAUAAAAUACUUGUGAGGAUGUAUGUGUAAUAAUGCCGAAAAAUUACAUAUGAAUGACCACUAAUAAAUUUAACGAUAUCAUCUAUUCAUAAGAAAUACUAAUACUCAGUCUUGUAUCAUUUCAUUGAAAAAUAUAAGUAUAAUACCCAUGUAACUUAAUUUUUUUCUAUAAAAUAAUUACAAAUAAAUCAGCAUUUUCUGUCAAAUACAGUAAUUGCAAAACCAGAUUAAUGAAAAGGGAAAACUGAAUUCCAAAGUGAAAAGAGUUGGGGUGUUGCGUUGGAAAGAAAAUGGCUGGAAAUAUAAGGAGUUCGGUAUACUGUAUACACCGUCCUCUUUCCCAUUUCCAGUAUCUAUUAAAAUAAUUAUAACCUUCUCAGAAGAAAAUAAUAAUUCUUCAGAAAAGUCGAACUCUUUUCGCUUCUGAUUCCGGAUCAUAUUCCCUUUUCUUUCCGAAACAGAUUCUGAAUCCUGGCGUUGCCAAGUCUCUAGUUUUCGCUGCUCGUCUAUCUCUUUGAUUAACUUGGAGUAUUUGAUAAUUGUGGAAUUUUUGGGGGAUUUUUUUUUCCUGAUUUUCUUACUUGAUGGGAAAUAAAAGUUCGAGCGAGGGGAGUUGGCCACAAGCUUCAACAACCCAGUCUAGUUCUUCGUCGGGAUGGCAGCAUGAUUAUUCUCAGGCAACGGUUUCGCAGUAUGCACAAAAUUAUCCUAAGCCGAAUCAACCUACAACAACUGGUUCUAGUUCAUCUGCAGGGUGGCAGAACGAUGGCGUAAACACUGAAUCAUCGAGUUCACAAUAUGAUGAUCAGAACCCUCCCAUAGCAUAUCCGUAUCAAGAACCAGCACCAGCACCAGCACCAGCAGGAUAUCCUCAGAAGCCUCCUGUAGCGUAUCCGUAUCCAGCAGCAUCAGGAUAUCCCCCGGUUGACCAGUUCAACGCUCCGCCCCAAGAUUAUGCAUCUCCAUCACCCGUGCCUGCCUCUUACCAUAUGCCUACUUCUCAAGUACAUGUACCAAACAAGAGGUUUGAUAAGAGGUAUUCAAGGAUUGCUGACAACUAUCACUCAUUAGAGGAGGUUUCUGAAGCUCUUGCACAAGCUGGCCUUGAGUCUUCAAACCUAAUUAUUGGGAUUGAUUUUACUAAGAGCAAUGAAUGGACUGGCAAGAACUCAUAUAAUGGUAAAAGCUUACAUCACAUUGGAGGUGGUCUGAAUCCCUACGAACAAGCCAUAAGCAUUGUAGGGAAAACCUUGGCAGCUUUUGAUGACGAUAAUUUGAUCCCUUGUUAUGGGUUUGGAGAUGCAUCAACUCAUGAUCAAGAUAUAUUUAGUUUUUAUCCUGAUGGAAGGCAUUGCAACGGAUUUGAGGAAGUUCUGUGCCGUUACAGAGAACUUGUUCCAAAUCUGAAGCUGGCAGGCCCAACAUCAUUUGCACCAAUAAUCGAAAUGGCUAUGACUGUUGUUGAGCAGAAACGGGGCCAGUUCCAUGUAUUAGUGAUUAUUGCAGAUGGACAGGUCACCAGAAGUGUUGAUACCGAACCUGGUCAGCUGAGUCCGCAGGAGCAAAAGACUGUUCAAGCAAUAGUCGAAGCUAGCAAGUUGCCUCUAUCUGUUGUUUUGGUUGGGGUUGGAGAUGGCCCCUGGGAUACGAUGAAGGAAUUCGACGACUAUAUACCUGCAAGGGAGUUCGAUAAUUUCCAGUUUGUCAACUUCACGGAGAUUAUGGCUAAAAAUACACACCAAACUCGGCAAGAAACAGAGUUUGCGCUUUCAGCAUUGAUGGAAAUCCCUACUCAGUAUAAAGCAACGAUGGAGCUUAAUCUGUUGGGUAGAAGGAAAGGGAACAUUCCGGAGAGAAUUGCACUUCCUCCUCCUGUCUACGGGGCAGCAGCAUUUGGCGGUAAUUCACAGCCCUCACCAUCGCCAGCAGAUGCUUAUCAGUAUAGCACUAGUUCAUACUACGAGUACACUGCUCCUGCUGCUACAGCUCCUCCCGCUGCAAAUUCUAACUAUCAACACCAGAUUUGUCCCAUAUGCCUUAGCAAUCCGAAGGACAUGGUUUUUGGUUGCGGUCAUCAGACGUGUUGCGGGUGUGGACAAGACCUUCAGCUAUGCCCGGUAUGCAGGAAUCGGAUAGAGACAAGAAUAAAGCUCUACUGAAGCCUCUAGCAAGUAGGUCAUCCAAUGCAACGGUGCUAACCCUACCACCUGAUUUUUUAUAUUGGUCGUCGACGUCGUACAGAUGAAGCCAUAGCCUCAUUCACAUUUUUUGGUUGCCAGAGAAAAUGAUGAAGAAAAGAUCAUAAAAACACUGCUGUUUGAGAUUUGUUUUGCUGUCUCGAAGAUUUGUUUGUAAAUACAGUACUUUGUUGAUACAGUUUGUUGUGCAUCAAUAAUAGUAUUUCUCUGUUCGGAA
Messenger RNA from Salvia splendens (bonfire salvia), 3337 nucleotides. RefSeq names its product E3 ubiquitin-protein ligase RGLG2. Gene Ontology annotation, molecular function: ubiquitin-protein transferase activity. The coding region runs from base 1507 to 3081 and encodes 524 amino acids. Gene Ontology annotation, cellular component: nucleus. NCBI's taxonomy places the organism in Eukaryota, Viridiplantae, Streptophyta, Magnoliopsida, Lamiales, Lamiaceae. The record is from RefSeq and is a predicted model, not a curated record. The transcript is spliced from 12 exons. Gene Ontology annotation, biological process: protein ubiquitination.